AUGAAACGAUCAUUUGAAGAAAAAGAUGAUUUAUGUGAAAAAAUAGCAUUAUCUUGUUAUAAUAAAUAUAAUGAAUUACAUUCUCGUGGAAAACCAUCAUCAAAUGAAUGGACUCAUUUAGCAGCUUUUGUUUCAGUAAAUGAAUUUAAUCAAAUCGAUGUUAUUUCAAUAGGUACAGGUACAAAAUGUUUAUCUGGAGAUAUAAAACAAAGUGAAAGACAAGGUUGUUUAUUACAUGAUUCUCAUGCUGAAGUUAUUGCACGAAGAGCUUUAUUAAAAUUUUUUUAUCAAGAAAUAAUUAAUGAUAACAAUAAGAUUUUAAUUAAACAAGAUAAAUAUAAAUAUAAUUUAAAUAAAUCAAUUCGUUUAUAUAUGUUUAUAUCAUAUCCACCUUGUGGAGAAGCUGCUUUUUUAGCUGAUCCACUAAAAAGACCAAAGUUUGAACAUAAAUCUUUAAAUUCAAAUCAAAUAGAAAAACAACUUUAUUUAAAACCAGGAAAAGGUCAUCCAACAACAAGUCUUUCAUGUACUAAUAAAAUAAAUCGGUGGAUUUAUCAAGGUAUUGAAGGAACACUUUUAAAUCAAUUUAUUGAAAAACCUAUUCAAUUAACUGGUUUAAUUAUAAAUACAGAUAAAGAUUUAUCAUCAAUAUUUCCAAAUGUAGAUGUUUAUUGUGUAAAUCAAAAAUUUGAAGAUGGUCCAUCAUUAGAACGAAUUCGUCCUUGUUCAAUGUCAAUAGCAUGGUGGUUAUAUUUACCAUUAUCGUCUGCUAUCGUUACUGUUGAUGGAUAUUCAUUAGGAUUAACUAAAAAAAAUCGACAUAAACAAGAAUAUGCAAGUCCAUUAGCUAAAUCUUCUUUAUUUAAACUUUAUCUUAAAAUAAUGAAAAAUCUAUCACCAAAUGAAACAACUUAUGCUUAUGCUAAAUCUCUUUCUUCAAAUUCAUUAAGAAACCAAUUUAUCUUAAAUAAUCCUCAAUGGAUAAUAACUGAUCCAAAUAUUUUUUAUUCAUUUACUAUUAGCUCUUCUUUAACAACAUCAUCUUAA
This is a messenger RNA of Rotaria sp. Silwood2, 1047 nucleotides long. NCBI's taxonomy places the organism in Eukaryota, Metazoa, Rotifera, Eurotatoria, Philodinida, Philodinidae. The record is from the annotation of a GenBank genome assembly.